Molecule: messenger RNA, 1140 nt
Organism: Seminavis robusta
Lineage: Eukaryota; Bacillariophyta; Bacillariophyceae; Naviculales; Naviculaceae
Source: the annotation of a GenBank genome assembly
AUGCAUCCUGCAGCACGUUCCGUUUCCAGAAGAGGCUUGAUGUUGUUACUGCCUCAGCAAAGCAACCGAAUGGCUGUGCUGGUGGUGAGCCGAAGCUUUUCCCGUCGCAUCACUGCCUCUCAUCGCCCGACCAAUAUGCGGAAUAUUUCCACACGCAAGACAACCACAUCAUCAUCCAACAACAGCAAACAACAUCAGCCGUUGCAUUCGUCAGCCACAACACAACAAAGUACACUGUCAAUAGAACAAGCUGCCGCCAAGAAACAACAACAAGCCUUAGCCGAAUCAACUCCAACAGCUCCCACAAUGGAUCAAUUAAAGGUGCUCUUUACCGCCUCUGCCAUUCCCAUGAUUGGUUUUGGUGUCAUGGACAAUCUCGUCAUGAUCCAAGCCGGACAGUUUAUUGACAGUACCCUCGGUGUCACGAUGGGUCUCGCUACCAUGAGUGCCGCGGCGGCGGGACAAGUGGUAUCCGAUGUCAGCGGGGUCAUUUUUGGAGGGUCCCUGGAACGAUUUUUGCACCGGUACAAAUUGAUUCAACCGUCCAAUUUGACCGUCGCACAACGAUCUCUUCCCAUUUGUCGGAAUGUGGCAUUGUUAGGAGCUGUGAUUGGUGUGGCAUUUGGAUGUGCUCUGGGAGCAUCGUGUCUGUUAUUUAUGGAUUUGGCCGCCCGAGAACGCGCCGAACGAGCCAUUCAGUUGCAGGGCGUCUUGAAUGACAUGAUGAUGGCAGCGGGAGAUUUGCAGUGCGAGUCUUGUAUUAUUCACUUGGCCAAUAUGCCCGCCAUUGAAAAGCAAUUCUCCACCACCCAACAAGAGACGGGCAAGACACGUAUCAAAGUGCUGACCAGCACGCAACAAACACAAACAGAAACACCCAGUCUGGCACAGCGAGCUGCCGAGACGGGAUCAUCCCUGACCAAUGACGAUAAUUCCAUUUUGUGUACACCCAUCAUGACGUAUUCUGAGAAUGACAAUGAGAAUGAGAAUAAUAAUACUGAGAAACAAGAAAAUGUUGUGGCGGUUUUGGAAUUUCAUACCAAGGCAGAUGCCAUUCACGGAUUCACAGAGGCAGACAAAAAGGCGGCCAAAGUCAUGGCACGGCAUAUUGCAAUUUUCAUGAAUCGGUUGAGUGAUUGA